AUGGAGAUGUGGGAUAUUGGAAACUACUCUUCAAUCCCGAUUGAUAGUCCACAUAACCUAAGUACAACGUUCAUUUCACCAAACAGUCUUCUCAGCUGUGUUUCAUCUUUCACAUUUCCAAUGUCUGCUCGUGGAAUUUUUGAAGUGAAUUUAUAUAUGGAUCCAGCAUCACAGACCGAUCAAAUAUCAUUUGUGGUCAAUGAAGUGGAAUCAAAUGGUGACAUCGCGUCCGUGGGUAAUACUGCCAUUACUCCAAUGAAUCCCGCUUUCGAAAUCGGAUGGCAUGCAUUGCGAAUAACUUUAAGUGGAUCUGGAACUUUCGAAGGCUAUGUAUCUCUCAUGGGUAUGGCUUCAAGUGACUCAAUAGUUCUUAUUGAUUCUUUUCGUUAUAUUCCACCACAAUACAAUGAAGAGACUUGCGAAAUAUAUCAGGAAGUUCUUGACGUCACUACAACUACACCAAGUUCUUAUAUUAGUUCCACGGUUGAUAGUUCAACUUCCACACCUGCCAUUUCCACAGUUAGCGACUCGAUUACCUUAACAGAAUCUACAAAUUUUCCCACCACAAUCGAGUCAAGUCCGACCGACUCUGAAGCUACUACAUUACAAGAGACUGAUAUUACUACUACAACACAAGUGAAUGAUGUUGUAACGAUAACAGCUUUGGAAACAACUACAAACGUUUAUUUAACGACCGUAAAUGAUGACACACCUGCAACUGAUCAAGUAACUACUGCAGAACAAACUAGUACCACAAUCGAGUCAAAUCCAACCGACUCCGAAGCUACUACAUUACAAGAGACUGAUAUUACUACUACAACACAAGUGAAUGAUGUUGUAACGAUAACGCCUAUAGAAACAACUACAAACGUUUAUUUAACGACCGUUAAUGAUGACACACCUGCAACUGAUCAUGUCACUACUGCAGAACAAACUAGCACCACAAUCGAGUCAAGUCCAACCGACUCCGAAGCUACUACAUUAGAAGAGACUGAUAUUAUUACUACAACGCAAGUGAAUGAUAUUGUGACGCUAACGCCUAUAGAAACAACUACAAACAUUUAUUUAACGACCGUAAAUAAUGACACACCUACAACUGAUCAUGUAACUACUACAGAACAAACGACCACGCAAAUAUAUACUAUGACUGAUGAAAUUUUUUCUACUACUGCUGAUAUGGUUACGACAAUUCAGUCUGAAAUAACCGAUCCGAUUAUAACUACUACUUCAGAUGAAAUCCAAACCGUGACCGAAACCACAUUAAGUGAAAUAGAUAUAACAACUACGAUAUUAACACAAGAAACAAGUUCAGAAUCGGAUACAAAAGGUACAACUUUAUCAACAGUUACUGAUGAUACAGGUGCUCCGUCGAUAUCGAAUACUGAUGUCACAACAUCUGAACAAGCAACAACGCAAUCAACUCAAACAGAGAUGACGAUUUUAACCCAAACAUCGGAAACAGACUAUGAAACCUCAUCACCAUGGAGUACUACUUUUGAAGAAACUACGACAUAUUUUACUACUACAACAGCAGAUUCAGUAGACGAAGAUACAUAUACCACUUUAGACAAAGAGGAAGAGCAAUCCACAACUUCAAUAAAUCCCGAAGAUAUAAUUACAACUACAAUUGUCCCAACAUUAGGUCCCAUAACUGAAGAACCUAAUAGUGAUUCUAGCUUUUGGACACCGCUAGUAAUUGCUAUGGUAGUUCUUUUAUCCCUUCUUAUAUUAAUAUUAACAGCUUUAUUCUUCUAUUAUAUGGGCGAAAGAAAAGCACUAAGCCAAGCACCGGUAGAUGUUUUCACAGAUUAUGAAGAUCUGCCAAAGCCUAUCACUGUUCCCAGAAUAACAAAAAUUCUAGCGGAACCUUACAACUUUAAGAAAACCCUGCCGGUUUAA
Molecule: messenger RNA, 1899 nt
Organism: Parnassius apollo (apollo)
Lineage: Eukaryota; Metazoa; Arthropoda; Insecta; Lepidoptera; Papilionidae
Source: the annotation of a GenBank genome assembly